Saccostrea cuccullata (small rock oyster) is the source of this 3571-nucleotide messenger RNA. Its product is annotated as BTB/POZ domain-containing protein 6-like. Gene Ontology annotation, molecular function: protein binding. Gene Ontology annotation, biological process: neurogenesis. Gene Ontology annotation, cellular component: cytosol. Bases 1090 to 2340 code for a protein of 416 amino acids. The record is from RefSeq and is a predicted model, not a curated record. NCBI's taxonomy places the organism in Eukaryota, Metazoa, Mollusca, Bivalvia, Ostreida, Ostreidae. The transcript has a single exon.
UCUACUGAAAAAUCUAUGCCUUCUCUUAACUCUGUCUAUAAUGUUGUAGAUUUUUUUUUAUUUCAAAGCAAAGUCACACAGCUGGAGAUCGUUAUAUAUAACUUGACCAGGUGUCAUUUUCCUCGUCUAUUUUUACUUAGUUACAAUCUCUCUACAUACUUGCUCCUGCCAGUGAUGGUAUCUAUAUGUGUUUAUGCUAUUUUUUUCCUCUGCCUUCUCUAUACUGACAAAUUAUCUUUUCCUUACACAUUUAAACUGCUUUUAUUGCCGAUUUUUCUCCAUUCUUUACAUGGCGUUUUUGCUAUAAAUAGCGGCACGCGACUUUUAAUACAGGCGGGAGAUAAUUCUUAAACUGAACCAAAUUCUUACUGAAUAAAAAAACAUGAAAAUACCCAAAAAUCAAAAUAAAAAACACCGGGGCGGGGCAUUUCGAGAGGGACUGGUGGGAUGAGAAUCUAAAGAUUAAUUUUAUCUGGCCUAAUCUGAAAAACUAAUUAACCCACAUCCUAACUAACAGUAUAUCCCUAACGUUUAUUCCCACCCUAACUAACCUUUAUCCCAAUCCCAACUAACCUUUAUCCCAAUCCCAACUAACCUUUAUCCCAAUCCCAACUAACCUUUAUCCCAAUCCCAACUAACCUUUAUCCCAAUCCCAACUAACCUUUAUCCCAAUCCCAACUAACCUUUAUCCCAAUCCCAACUUACCUUUAUCCCAAUCCCAACUAACAUUUAUCCCAAUCCCAACUAACCUUAAUCUAAAUCCCAACCCUUACCCUGACCCCAAAUCCUAAGUAUAAUUAUAAACCCAACCUAACCCUUCUCCCAAAUCCCAAACACUAAGCAAAACCAUAACUAUAACCUUAAACUCUAAUUAAUCUAAACCAAAAUUACUCAAUUCCCAGCAGUGACCUAAUUUUAACCCUAUAGUCCGAAUAUUUAUAUGUAUUUCUUAACCUAUGUUUCCAGCAACCACUGUUACCUGACUUAAAUACAUAAGAGUUGAUUAACCAAUGUAACCAAUGUGGUUGCAAUUGGAAAGGGGUAAAAGUCGUAACUAAAUCAUAUGUUAAAUUGACUAAUUUUAUCAGAAUGGCAAAACUUGGGCAGAAAAUUGUGAGGGCUUUUGAAAAUGAAGAACACUGUGAUGUACGUAUCACACUAGCUGAUGGAACUAUCAUGUGUGCACAUUCAUUAGUGUUGGUCAUUGGUUGUCAAUACUUUCAUACCCGAUUAAAUGGAAAUUGGAACAGUGGAAAAGGGAACCAUGAAGUAAAUUGCAGUGAUUUUUCUGCAGGCCUUACACGGUCGAUGAUUAAGUUUCUUUACCAAACAGAUAUUGAUCUGUCAAUAGAAAAUGUACAGGACAUUCUACAAAUUGCAGAUUUCUACAUCGUUCCUGAUUUAAGAAAGAAGUGUGAAGAGUUUUUGCUCUCUUCAAUAUCAUGUGAAAAUGUUUUUUCCAUCCUGAAUAUGGCUUUUACAUUUAGCAUAGAAAAUGUUUUGUCAUCUGCAUUGUCAUUUAUUGACAAUUAUUUAGAAAACAUUAUGUCUAUCAGAGAAAAUGCAGACUUGUUUUGUACAUUUCAUAAAGAUCUGUUAAUUCUUUUAAUCAAAAGAGACUCACUGUGCAUUCAUGAAGAAAAACUCUUCAAAUUUGUUGUUAUGUGGAUGAAUUCUGAAAAUAGAGCUGAACCUGUUUGUUGGAAUACACUUGUUCCUCACAUUAGAUUUGGAAGAAUGUCUAUUGAUUUUUUCAUAGAAAAUAUUGUUUACAAAAAUGUUAUAGAAAGUGAUUAUGCUUUGAAAAUCAUGUUAUAUAUGUCCUCUUUAUCUACACAGAAAGAUGUGAUUGAUCACAAUACAUAUCGUCCAAGAAAGUGUAUUUCUUUAAAUGAUCGUGUAGUGAACAGGUUUUUUUUCCAUAGUCCGAAUAGUACAUGGGAAUAUGAUGCCAUUUAUGGUGACCGACUAGCUUUUUCUGUAAACUCAGAUGUUAGAUUAUCAGGAGUUAUUCUCUUUGGUGCCAAAAACUGUUCAUUGUGUGUUGAAAUUACCCUUUUUUCUGAAGACUGUAUUGUUAAAUUAAAAAUACGAGAGGAACUUGGAGAUGUUUUUGAUUUUCCUGUAAUUUUUCCAAAUGCUGUCGAGAUAAAAAAAGAAAAAAAUUAUACCAUUGUUGCAAAUGUUAGUGGAAGUAAUGUCUUUUUUGGGUUGGAUGGUGUAGAGUGUGUAAAAACAAUGAUUGACAGUAAUACAAAGGCUGAAGUUAAGUUUUUUGACAGUGUUGGUAGCAAAACAAAUACAAGAAGAGGUCAAAUUAAAGGUUUAAUUUUGUGCUAAAUUUAAAUUUUUGCUGACAGACAUUUUACACGUUUAAAGUUAUUAAACUUUAUAAAUUGUUUGGAAAAUAGCUUUCAAUUUGAAUUCCUUGGAUUAACUUAAAUCUUCUAUUAAUAACGAAGUUAAUUUGUUAAACAUUAUUAUUUUAUGCAUAUAUUUUCAAAUUGAAUAUGGUAGUUUUGUAUUUGCUCAACCAAUUGCAAUGCAUUUAUUGAUUUAAAUGCAUCAAAUAUAUCAUUUGUCAUAGCUAUGGUUACAUUGUUUUAAUAUCAUUGGUCUAAUAGACAAGCAUUUUACUGCAUAUGUGAUUAGAUUUUAUAUAGUCAUAACAGAAUACAGAUAUUGUGUGUGACUCAUAAAAAACAAAUAUAUCAUGUAUAUGAAAUACUAUUAGAGCUUGAAAUGUAUUCAGUUUGUCAGAGGUUAUGUACUUGUACUGCAUAAAAGAUAAUAAAUGUAAAACUCUUACAUGUAUUUUAUUUCAUAAGUCCCUUUUUUUGGUGAAACUGGAUGGGAUUCGAUUUAUAUACAAAUCGGGUUUGUUCUUUCGUAGAAUUUUCUCAAAAUCUAUUCAUAGCUCAACGUUAAUGGUAAAAGUUAUUUGAAUAUGGAACUGCAGAGCCAAAUUAAAUGUAAGCAAAAAAGAAUGAUACUAUGAAACGAUGAUGUGUUUAAAAAGUGAAUGAAUUACAUUAUUAUGACAAACAUUGAUUAAGAAAAUAGAUUAGAUUUAACUAUAAGAGUUUUUUUAGAAAGCUGCUUAGGUAUUGAGAGAUAAUAUUCACAAUUGGCACACAGUAUUGUAAUAUUGAAUUGGGCUAAUAUCCAAGCAGUGUUUUAUAAAAGAACAAACAAGUUCUGAUCAAAUUUAUAAUGAUUAUAUUUGAGGUAUGUCAUUAAACGCACCCUUGGUGUUCUGCCAUUUUGCCUUAUUUGAUGUAUGUAGUAUUACAUGAGUUUUAAGAAUUCUUUGAUCAAUAAAGUUUUGAUAAAAUAGCAUGUGUAAAACUACUACUCACAAAAAGUCAAGCAACUAUCUCAGAAGGUAUGUUUUUAAGGGAGAAAUAACUUGUAAUAGAUGGUUUUGUUGCAAUACCUUCAAUUACAAGUAAUUUUUUCCUUUAAAAAGAAUAAAAAUGAGUUUGUUGCUUGACUUUUUGUGAGGGGUAUAGGUUACAUUUUCAGGGUUUAAUUUGGUAUGUGCACCAUAAAUGAGGACACAGAAUUAUGG